Molecule: messenger RNA, 3871 nt
Organism: Brienomyrus brachyistius
Lineage: Eukaryota; Metazoa; Chordata; Actinopteri; Osteoglossiformes; Mormyridae
Gene: mthfd1b
Product: methylenetetrahydrofolate dehydrogenase (NADP+ dependent) 1b
Exons: 29
Coding region: 572-3457 (961 amino acids)
Biological process (GO): tetrahydrofolate interconversion
Cellular component (GO): cytosol
Molecular function (GO): ATP binding; formate-tetrahydrofolate ligase activity; methylenetetrahydrofolate dehydrogenase (NADP+) activity
Source: RefSeq, a predicted model, not a curated record
UGUGUACGUAUAUAUUUAAUAGGUGGGGUUAACUACCUCUUACUAGGGACGACGGUCUGAGACUCGGUUCCGGGUUUACAUGGCCUGAAGCAGGAAUGCAUAUUGUACCCUUUUAGCACAGCGAACAAUGGGAACUGAUACUGUGCACGUUUAAAGCAACCGGUGCGGAUCGGUGAAUUUAUUUUUGAGUUACACUGGAACAAAGCUGCUAAAUAUUAAAUUCGGUGCCUGGAAUACUGUAAGCUGCUUCUGAACAGGAUAGCCUAUGGAAAAAUCUGCCUUUCAAAAUUGGAAUUUAACGGGGUAGACCCUCCGAAAGCGGAAAUUGGUGGGAAGCACGUAUAAUUACGGGUUUCACUGGGAGCGAGUCUGUAACUGUUCCUGGAGAAAGCUGUCGAACCUCUGCUGCUUUUCUGUCUAAACUCACUAACGCCAGAAAAUGAUCGGCAAAGUGUACAAGGCGUCUUCCUUCCAACAUAUAUGUAAAUGGGCUCAAUUAUGUUCAGCUUUAAGAUUUUUUUGCAUGAACAUCUAAAAUACUUCACUAAAAGUUUAUAUUAAAAUUACAUUCAUGCGUGCGCCGAGCAAGACCAUGUUUUCCUUGGCUGUCCUGAAGCUGUGUGAACUGUGCCGAAUCAUGGUGGAAAGGAGAGCUGUGUUCACGGUGCUGUCGGGGAAGAGGAGCUCUGCGCAGGUGAGGGAGAGGCUGAAGAGGGAUGUGGCGGAGAUGACUAAACAGUCCCCAGGCUUCCGUCCUGGCCUUGUAGUGCUACAGGUGGGGGACAGGGAGGAUUCUAACCUGUACAUCAGCAUGAAGCUGAAGGCUGCUGCCGAGAUUGGAAUCAACGCCAACCACUUGAGGCUGCCAAAAACUACCACUGAGGAUGAGGUCCUGCGACGCAUUACAGAAGUGAACAAGAACCCAGAUGUGCAUGGUCUCAUCGUCCAGUUGCCUCUGGACUCCAUCAACCGCAUCAACACUGAGAAGGUCACCAACGCUGUGGCACCAGAGAAAGACGUGGAUGGUUUGACCAGUAUAAAUGCGGGGAAGCUCGCCCGUGGAGAUCUUGGUGACUGUUUCAUCCCCUGCACCCCCCAGGGCUGCAUGGAACUCAUCAGGCAGACAGGUGUGCCAGUGGUAGGGAAGAAUGCAGUGGUGAUCGGUCGCAGCAAGAUUGUGGGGGCGCCCAUGUAUGACCUACUGCUGUGGAACCAUGCCACCGUCACCACCUGCCACUCCAAGACCACUGACCUGGCAGCCGAGGUGAGCAGGGCAGACAUCCUGGUCGUGGGAGCUGGCAAGGCAGAGAUGGUGAAGGGGGAGUGGAUAAAAAAGGGUGCAGUGGUCAUUGACUGUGGCAUCAACUAUGUGCCAGAUAGUAGCAAGCCCAGUGGAAAACGGAUGGCGGGAGAUGUCCACUACGCCUCUGCCAAAGAGAGAGCAGGAUUCAUCACCCCGGUACCAGGAGGUGUGGGCCCCAUGACUGUUGCAAUGCUUAUGCAGAACACAGUGGAGAGUGCCAAGCGCUUCCUCCAGACAUACCGACCAGGGAAGUGGAACAUCUCUUACAACAAACUCAACCUGCAGAAUCCAGUGCCGAGUGACAUUGCUAUCUCUCGCUCCUGUCCACCUAAACCCAUCGACCAACUCGCCCAGGAGAUUGGUCUUCUCUCUGAUGAGCUCGAGAUGUACGGCAAAACCAAAGCCAAAGUGCAGCUGUCCACCAUCAAGCGCCUACAGGCGCAGGCUGAUGGGAAAUAUGUGGUGGUCACUGGGAUCACACCCACCCCACUGGGUGAGGGGAAGAGCACCACCACUGUGGGGCUGGUUCAGGCGCUGGGGGCGCACCUCGACCUAAAUGUCUUUGCUUGUGUCCGCCAGCCUUCACAAGGUCCAACUUUUGGGAUCAAAGGGGGCGCUGCAGGUGGUGGCUAUUCCCAAGUCAUCCCUAUGGAAGAGUUCAACCUCCACCUCACUGGUGACAUCCACGCCAUCACAGCUGCUAAUAACCUGGUGUCGGCCGCCAUCGACGCUCGCAUGUUCCAUGAGGCCACACAGUCCGACAAAGCCCUGUUCAAUCGGCUGGUUCCCCUGAACAGUGGCCAGAGGAUGUUCUCCCCCAUCCAAGUCAACCGGCUGAAGAGGCUGGGAAUUGACAAGGCUGACCCUAGCACCCUGACAGAGGAAGAGGUGACCCGUUUUGUGAGACUGGACAUCAACCCAGACACAGUUACCUGGCAAAGAGUGAUGGACACCAAUGACCGCUUCCUGAGAAAGAUCACUGUUGGUCAGUCUCCCACAGAGAAGGGCUUCACCAGGACGGCCCAGUUUGACAUCUCUGUGGCCAGUGAGAUCAUGGCUGUCCUUGCGUUGACCAGCGAUAUGGUGGAUAUGCGGCAGCGCCUGGCCAAGAUGGUGGUGGCCACCAGUCGAAGUGGCGAGCCGAUCACAACUGAGGACCUGGGUGUAAGUGGCGCUCUGACUGUAUUGAUGCGUGACGCUAUCAAGCCCAAUCUGAUGCAGACUUUGGAGGGGACCCCGGUGUUCGUACAUGCUGGCCCUUUCGCCAACAUCGCCCACGGCAACUCCUCCAUCCUGGCUGAUAAAAUAGCAUUGAAACUGGUGGGCCCAGACGGAUUUGUAGUGACUGAGGCAGGGUUUGGGGCUGAUAUCGGUAUGGAGAAGUUCUUUGACAUCAAGUGCCGGUAUUCGGGCCUGCGACCUCACGUUGUGGUCCUGGUUGCCACAGUGCGGGCACUCAAAAUGCAUGGAGGUGGACCCACAGUUACUGCUGGUGUUCCUUUGCCAAAAGAAUACACUGAAGAGAACCUGGAGUUGCUGGAAAAAGGCUGCAACAAUCUGAGGAAGCAGAUAGAGAAUGCCAAAACCUUUGGGGUACCUGUGGUGGUGGCCGUCAACACCUUCAAGACAGACACAGACUCUGAGCUGGAUCUGGUCUGCAGCCUAGCCAAGGCAACAGGGGCGUUUGAUGCAGUGCGUUGCACACAUUGGGCUGAAGGGGGCACUGGUGCGGUGGCCUUGGCCAGGGCUGUGCAGAGGGCAGCGGAAGCACCUAGUGACUUCAAGUUUCUCUAUGAUGUUGAGCUGCCCAUCAUUGACAAGAUCAGGAUCAUUGCACAGAAAAUCUAUGGCGCAGAUGAUGUUGAGCUACUUCCAGAAGCCCAGCACAAAGUGGAGCUGUACACCAAGCAGGGAUUUGGAAAUUUGCCCAUAUGCAUGGCAAAGACCCACUUGUCACUGUCCCAUGACCCAGAGAAGAAGGGGGCCCCCACUGGUUUUGUGCUGCCCAUCCGAGACAUCCGAGCCAGUGUUGGUGCCGGUUUUCUUUACCCGUUGGUGGGCACGAUGAGCACUAUGCCUGGGCUGCCCACCAGACCUUGUUUCUACGACAUUGACCUGGAUCCAGAGACCGAGCAAGUUGACGGCCUCUUCUGAGAGGAGCUCACCUGGAGACAAUUGCCACACAGGGCCAGACCACUGUGCUGUAGAACUUUACCAAGAUGUGAUGAACCACGCCCCAUCCAAUAACUGGAUCAAACGAGGCGUGGACAAGUAGGAUCAUUGUGUCUCCAGUGGACCACCUCUCUUUAUAAAGCAGUUACCGUUCCGAGUUCAAGCCAUAGUACAAGACAGUCAGAUCUCCCUCAUGGUUAUUCUGGUGCAGAAUUCACCCAUUCCUUUCAUUAGCUGCCUCUUUGUUCUCUCUUCCUGCCAACUUGCCCAAUGACUGAACUGACUGCUGUGAACUGUGCUGAAACAGACAUUUUGAAAAUUCUGAUGUGAAUGUAGGUUUGGUCUUUUAUAUCAAAAUGCUAAUAAACUGCAGGCCCUUUGAGACUGGAAAUACAA